CCCCAUUCUCCCGCUUUCCAUCACCCCGCCCCAUUCUCCCGCUUUCCAUCACUCAGCCCCAUUCUCCCGCUUUCCAUGACCCCGCCCCAUUCUCCCGCUUUCCAUCACCCCGCCCCGUUCUCCCGCUCUCCAUCACCCCGCCCCAUUCUCCCUCCUUCUAUCACCCUGCCCCAUUCUCCUGAUUUCCAUUGCCCCGCCCCAUUCUCCCGUUUUCCACCACCCCGCCCCAUUCUCCCUCUUUCCAUCACCCCGCCCCAUUCUACCGCUUUCCAUCACCCCGCCCCAUUCUCCCGCUUUCCAUCAACCGGCCCCAUUCUCCCACUUUCCAUCACCCCGCCCCGUUCUCCCGCUCUCCAUCACCCCGCCCCAUUCUCCCUCCUUCUAUCACCCCGCCCCUUUCUCCUGAUUUCCAUUGCCCCGCCCCAUUCUCCCGUUUUCCACCACCCCGCCCCAUUCUCCCUCCUUCCAUCACCCCGCCCCAUUCUCCCUCCUUCCAUCACCCCGCCCCAUUCUCCCUCCUUCCAUCACCCCACCGCAUUCUCCCGCAUUCCAUCACCCCGCCCCAUUCUACCGCUUUCCAUCACCCCGCUCCAUUCUCCCGCUUUCCAUCAACCGGCCCCAUUCUCCCUACUUCCAUCACCCCGCCCCAUUCUCCCGCUUUCCAUCACCCCGCCCCAUUCUCCCGCUUUCCACCACCCCGCCCCAUUCUCCCGCCUUCCACCACCCCGCCCCAUUCUCCCGCUUUCUGUCACCCCGCCCCAUUCUCCCGCUUUCUGUCACCCCGCCCCAUUCUCCCUCCUUCCAUCACCCCGCCCCAUUCUCUCUCCUUCCAUCACCCCCCGCCCCAUUCUCCCUCCUUCCAUCACCCUGCCCCAUUCUCCCUCCUUCCAUCACCCCACCGCAUUCUCCCGCAUUCCAUCACCCCGCCCCAUUCUACCGCUUUCCAUCACCCCGCUCCAUUCUCCCGCUUUCCAUCAACCGGCCCCAUUCUCCCUACUUCCAUCACCCCGCCCCAUUCUCCCGCUUUCCAUCACCCCGCCCCAUUCUCCCGCUUUCCACCACCCCGCCCCAUUCUCCCGCCUUCCACCACCCCGCCCCAUUCUCCCGCUUUUUGUCACCCCGCCCCAUUCUCCCGCUUUGUGUCACCCCGCCCCAUUCUCCCUCCUUCCAUCACCCCGCCCCAUUCUCUCUCCUUCCAUCACCCCACCCCUUUCUCCCUCCUUCCAUCACCCCGCCCCAUUUUCCCUCCUUCCAUCACCCCGCCCCAUUCUUUCGCUUCCCAUCACCCCGCCCCAUUCUCCCGCUUUCAAUCACCCUGCCCCAUUCUCCCUCCUUCCAUCACCCCGCCCCAUUCUCCCUCCCUCCAUCACCCCGCCCAAUUCUUCCGUCUUCCAUCACCCUGCCCCAUUCUCCCGUUUUCCAUCACCCCGCCCCAUUCUCCCACUUUCCAUCAACCCGCCCCAUUCUCCCUCCUUCCAUCACCCCGCCCCAUUCUCCCUCCCUCCAUCACCCCGCCCAAUUCUUCCGUCUUCCAUCACCCCGCCCCAUUCUCCCGUUUUCCAUCACCCCGCCCCAUUCUCCCACUUUCCAUCACCCCGCCCCAUUCUCCCGUUUUUAUUCACCCUCCCCCCCCCCAUUCUCCCGCUUUCCAUCGCCCUGCCCAAUUCUCCCCCUUUCCAUCACCCCGCCCCAUUCUCCCACUUUCCAUCACCCCGCCCCGUUCUCCUGCAUUCCAUCACCCCGCCCCAUUCUCCCGCUUUCCAUCACCCGGCCCCAUUCUCCCGCUUUCAAUCACCCCGCCCCAUUCUUCCGCUUUCCAUCACCGCGCCCCAUUCUCUCUCCUUCCAUCACCCCACCCCAUUCUCCCGCUUUCCACCACCCCGCCCCAUUCUCCCGCUUUCCACCACCCCGCCCCAUUCUCCCGCUUUCUGUCACCCCGCCCCAUUCUCCCUCCUUCCAUCACCCCGCCCCAUUCUCUCUCCUUCCAUCACCCCACCCCAUUCUCCCUCCUUCCAUCACCCCGCCUCAUUUUCCCUCCUUCCAUCACCCCGCCCCAUUCACCCGCUUUCCAUCACCCCGCCUCAUUCUCCCACUUUCCAUCACCCCGCCCCGUUCUCCCGCUUUCCAUCACCCCUCCCCAUUCUCCCGCUUUCCAUCACCCCGCCCCAUUCUCCCGCUUUCCAUCACCCCGCCCCAUUCUCCUGCUUUCAAUCACCCCGCCCCAUUCUCCCUCCUUCCAUCAUCCGCCCCUUUCUCCCGCUUUCCAUCAACCCGCCCCAUUCUCCCUCCUUCCAUCACCCCGCCCCAUUCUCCCUCCCUCCAUCACCCCGCCCCAUUCUUCCGUCUUCCAUCACCCCGCCCCAUUCUCCCGUUUUCCAUCACCCCGCCCCAUUCUCCCACUUUUCAUCACCCCGCCCCAUUCUCCCGUUUUUAUUCACCCCCCCCCUCCAUUCUCCCGCUUUCCAUCACCCCACCCAAUUCUCCCACUUUCCAUCACCCCGCCCCAUUCUCCCACUUUCCAUUACCCCGCCCCAUUCUCCCGCAUUUUAUCACCCUGCCCCAUUCUCCCGCUUUCCAUCACCCCGCCCCAUUCUCCCGCUUUCCAUCACCCUGCCCCAUUCUCCCGCUUUCCCUCACCCCACCCCAUUCUCCCUCCUUUCAUCAUCCGGCCCCAUUCUCCCACUUUCCAUCACCCCGCCCCAUUCUCCAUCCUUCCAUCGACCCGCCCCAUUCUCCCGCUUUCCAUCACCCCGCCCCAUUCUCCCGCUUUCCAUCACCCCGCCCCAUUCUCCCGCUUUCCAUCACCCCGCCCCAUUCUCCCGCUUUCAAUCACCCCGCCCCAUUCUCCCGCUUUCCACCACCCCGCCCCAUUCUCCCGCUUUCUUUUGA
This is a messenger RNA of Closterium sp. NIES-65, 2889 nucleotides long. NCBI's taxonomy places the organism in Eukaryota, Viridiplantae, Streptophyta, Zygnematophyceae, Desmidiales, Closteriaceae. The record is from the annotation of a GenBank genome assembly.